Molecule: messenger RNA, 702 nt
Organism: Aspergillus campestris IBT 28561
Lineage: Eukaryota; Fungi; Ascomycota; Eurotiomycetes; Eurotiales; Aspergillaceae
Exons: 1
Coding region: 196-582 (128 amino acids)
Source: RefSeq, a predicted model, not a curated record
CUCGUCAUGGCCUCAACAUCAUGGCGGUCUUUAUACUUUUUAUCUCAUGUCUCUUUUUGGGAUGUUUUAUACUUUGCAAUGAAAUUCAUGUCGUCUUUGCGUUUGAACACAAGUGUGAACUGUAACAACAUCAAAUCCAGCCACCAAGGAGGGGAACGCUAGAGACACCACGAUGGAUCACGUCUGUACACCAUAAUGGGCUCACUUCUCGUACCCAUGAUGGUCCAUAGGAUGUGCACUCGCUUGUUUUUCUCUCUGUAUUUUUUUUUCUCUCUCCCAAAUGAUUAUUUCUGUACCCCUGCUACCGAGGCCAUUUCUCCUCCCACUACCGCCCCCCAAUGCAGCACUAGGAUAUUCACUCCAUCCACUGAGGCCCCCGGUUUUCUUUACCGCCAGUUCCAGUCCCCCAAUAACGGGCGUCUUCGUGUCAAUGUAAUCGACACAAGAGAUGAGGGGGCAUGGGGACAAGGCCCCCUUUCAUCAAUCAAUCAAUCAUCCUCAGACUCACUCACUCACUGCAUGCAUGCAUGUUAUGGGCUGGCAGUCCGCGCGCCGCACCCGGCCCGUCCGACGUGCCGUUAGCUCCACGGCGCGAAGACCCAUGGUCCAUCAGCGAAGCGAUAUCCACACCUAGCUGCACGCGUGCAAAUCCGUCCAUGGUUCAGCUGACCCUCUACCUAGCACUAUUACCUACCUACCUAC